Messenger RNA from Daucus carota subsp. sativus, 477 nucleotides. RefSeq names its product pectinesterase inhibitor 10-like. The transcript has a single exon. The record is from RefSeq and is a predicted model, not a curated record. Bases 1 to 477 code for a protein of 158 amino acids. Lineage: Eukaryota; Viridiplantae; Streptophyta; Magnoliopsida; Apiales; Apiaceae.
AUGUCUAUAAUGAACACCACUCCAUUACUCCUCACAAUUUUUCUCCUCCUCCACUCCGCGGCCUCACAAUCCUCGCCCUCGCCCUCGCCAUCAUCUGAGCUUGUCGAGUCACCGCAAGGUCCUUCGCCUUUUCCUUCACCAGCAGAAUCCUAUUCUCCGCCAGCGCCUCCCCUGCCCUCACACUCACCAUCCCUGACUCCUGACGAAUCACCGUCCCCUCCAAUGCCGGCUCCUGCUGCUGAUGUGCAGCUCGUUCCAACUCCGCCUCCUGAGGCGGAGAAUGAGGCUGAUGCUGAGAGCAUCGGUUACGUGACUAAAGAGACGAAGAAGAGUUCUGGAGGAAACGGAGUGGGGACAGCGUUCGGAUUGAUCGGAGCUGCCUGUGUAGUGGUGUUCGCAGGAGCUGUGUACAAGAAACGGAGAGAUAAUAUACGCAGAGCUAGGAGAUACAGCGCUGCUAAUAUUCAACUUAUUUAG